CAAAACUGUUCAUUUCCUGUUUAAAUGUUUGAAUCUUAAAUUUUGCGUAUUUCCUUCGAUGUCUUUAAAUGGCAUAAUGACAUGUAACCAGACGUUACUCUAUUAGUAAGUAAACAGAUAAAUUUUGGCCUUUACCAAUCACUACUAUAAGUUGAUUCUCAUGGAUCAGGUACGGCAUGUAAUUUUAGUAUUGUCAGGAAAAGGAGGAGUUGGGAAAUCUUCUGUAACAACUCAGUUGGCUCUCUCCCUUCAUGAUUCAAAGGUUCACUCGCGGCCGUUAAAAAUCGGUAUUUUGGAUAUAGAUCUUACCGGGCCAUCGAUACCCAGAAUGUUUGGAAAAGAUGUUGAGCAAAGUCGCAUUCGUCAAUCCAGUGCCGGUUGGAUUCCUGUAUAUACUGAUGAAACAAAGGAAAUAGGACUGAUGUCUCUUGGAUUCUUGCUGCCUUCCAAGAAAGACAGUGUUGUCUGGCGUGGUCCAAAAAAGGCAGCUAUGAUCCGUCAAUUUGUUAGCGAUGUACAUUGGGGAGAAUUAGACUAUUUAAUCAUUGACACUCCUCCCGGUACUGGUGACGAACAUUUGACCAUUGUGGAAUCCUUGUUGGCGGAAACAUCGGACGUGCGAAAUGGUCCAAUUGAUGGUGCAGUUAUGGUUACUACACCUCAAGCUCUUGCUACGUUGGACGUACAAAAAGAAAUUGAUUUUUGUAAAAAGGCUAGUAUACGGAUUUUAGGAAUUGUGGAGAACAUGAGUGGUUUCAUAUGUCCUCAUUGUGCUGAUUGUACAAACAUUUUUUCGAGUGGUGGCGGGCAAACGCUUGCAGAAAAAUACAAAAUACCUUUUCUUGGAUCCGUUCCAAUUGACCCCAAGUUUGGUGAGAUGAUUGAAAAUCAAAACUCUUCUACGAAUCUGUCCAAACUAUAUCCUGAAACAGAAAUGUCAAAGGUAUUUUUUCCUAUUGUGCAAAAUUUUUUCCAUCAAAUUUACAACAACCGUUCUUUGGAGUUAGUUGCUGGGCUCAGUGGUCAUGAUGGAAGGGUAUGGAGUGUAGCCUCCCACCCAGUGUUGCCUCUUUUCGCUAGCGGAUCACAGGAUAAAACUGUUCGUAUCUAUAAUAGUGAUACUCUUCAACUUGUACAUGUUAUAGACGGUUUUCAUUCUCGUAGUGUCCGGCGGGUUGCCUGGCGCCCUGUUGAUCGACCUAUACUUGCAGUUGCUUCUUUUGAUGGUACAAUAAGUAUUAAUGAGAAAAUUGAUGAUGAUUGGGAAUGCACAGCGGCUCUUGAAGGACAUGAAAACGAAGUAAAAUGUAUUGCUUGGUCACCUGGUGGAAAUUAUCUUGCUACCUGCUCGCGUGAUAAGUCGGUUUGGAUUUGGGAAACUACUGAAGAUGACGAGUUUGACUGUAUGGCUGUGCUUCAGGAACAUACACAAGAUGUCAAGGUUGUAGCUUGGCAUCCCUCUGAGGAUCUUCUUGUCAGUGGAAGUUAUGAUGAUACAAUUUGCUUUUGGAGAGAUGAUGGUGAUGAUUGGGCUUUGACAUGUCAAUUGCAAGGCCACCAAAGCACCGUUUGGGCUCUUGCUUUUUCUCCCAGUGGAUCAACCUUGGUUUCUGCAGACAAUGAGGGCAACAUAAUGCUAUGGACCAAAACCUUUAGCAAUGAAUCUGAAGCUAUUAAUAAUUCUACUAAUAUCCUUCGACCAUCUUUGCAGGAGGAAUGGGUAAGAAAAGCAACGUUGCCUCAUGUGCAUCAAGGUGCAGUGUACUCACUUUCCUGGCUAAAUGAUAAAGUAUUAGCAUCUGCUGGUAGUGAUGGAAAGAUUGUUGUUUAUGAAAGUGAGCAACAUGAUGAUAACAUUUGGAGGGUUUCCAUUGAAAAAGAAAAUGCACAUGAUGUUUAUGAGAUUAAUUCUAUAGCCUGGUUAGGAAACGAUAAACUUGUUUCGGGUGGUGAUGAUGGUGAAAGCCGCAUAUGGCAUUUAGAUUAGAACAAAAAAAGUUAUAAGAGUUUAUUUUGGUUAAUGAAUGAAAUACUUGGACAAAAAAGUA
Schizosaccharomyces octosporus yFS286 is the source of this 2048-nucleotide messenger RNA. Its product is annotated as par A family ATPase/WD repeat iron cluster assembly fusion protein. Gene Ontology annotation, cellular component: cytosolic [4Fe-4S] assembly targeting complex; cytosol. The transcript is spliced from 2 exons. Gene Ontology annotation, molecular function: 4 iron, 4 sulfur cluster binding; protein binding; ATP-dependent FeS chaperone activity. Gene Ontology annotation, biological process: iron-sulfur cluster assembly. Bases 161 to 1987 code for a protein of 608 amino acids. The record is from RefSeq and is a predicted model, not a curated record. NCBI's taxonomy places the organism in Eukaryota, Fungi, Ascomycota, Schizosaccharomycetes, Schizosaccharomycetales, Schizosaccharomycetaceae.